AUGUAUGUGUGGAUAACGCAAGCCAUCGCCUUUGCAUCCUUCGUCCUGUCGUGGGCUGAAACCAUAGAAAGCUACGGAGACAUUUGCGAAAAUCUUUGCUCUUGCGAGGAGAAAGACGAGGUCCUGGUGGUCGGCUGUGAGAACAGCGAAAUUAUCAGCCUCCUGCAGAUCAGCCCGCCGCGGUUCCCGGUCUAUCAUUUGUUUCUGACGGGGAACCUGCUCAGCCGCCUGUACCCCAACGAGUUUAUCAAUUUCACCGGCGUUUCCAUUCUGCACCUGGGUAGCAACGAGAUCCAGGACAUCGAGGCGGGCGCUUUCAACGGGCUGCGAGCCGCCCGGCGGCUGCACCUCAACAACAACAAAUUGGAGGCGCUUCGGGAUGACACUUUUUCAGGGCUGGAGAAUUUGGAAUAUCUCCAGAUAGAUUACAACUACAUCAGCUCCAUCGAAGCCGGCUGCCUCGGUAAACUGCACAUGUUGCAGGUCCUCAUCCUGAACGACAACCUGCUCAGCAGCCUGCCCGGCAACCUUUUCAAGCACGUCCCCCUCACCCACCUCGACCUGAGGGGCAAUCGGCUCAAGAUGCUGCCCUACGCGGGGCUCCUGGAGCACAUGGACCGAGUGGUCGAGCUGCAGCUGGAGGACAACCCCUGGAACUGCACUUGCGAGCUCAUUGCCCUGAAGGCUUGGCUGGAGAGCAUUUCGUACACCGCCCUGGUCGGGGAGGUCGUGUGUGAGACCCCCUUCCGACUGCACGGCAGGGACGUGGACGAGGUGUCCAAGCAGGAGCUGUGCCCCCGGAGAACGAGCAUCGACUCCGAUUGGAAGCUGCUGCCCCCACUGACCACCCACGGGUAUUUUUAUACCAGCCCAGCCCCGGCCACUUCCAUCGUCACUUCCUCGUCUGUCUCCAAGUUUCCAUCCAGGGCCCCCAAGGGCACUCGCCUCCCCAAAGCCCCACGUGCCCGCCCCACCUCCAAGGGCCCCCCCGCAAAGGAAGGCUACAACUACGGCCCCAUUUUCGCCUAUCAGACCAAGCCCCCGGUGCCUUUAGUGUGCCCCCGCCAGUGCACGUGUAACAUGCAGAUCUCUGACAUUGGCCUCAACGUGAACUGCCAGGAGAAGCGGAUCGAGAGAAUUACCGAGCUGCAGCCCAAACCCUACAACCCCAAGAAGAUGUACCUCACCGGGAAUUACAUCCUGACCGUCCGGAGGUCGGACUUCUAUGACACGCCGGGAUUAGACCUGCUGCACCUGGGUCACAACAGGAUCACCGUGGUCCAGGACAGAGCCUUCAUGAACCUCACCCACUUGCGCCGACUUUACCUCAAUGGUAAUUGCAUCGAAAGGCUCACUUCGGAGAUCUUUUACGGGCUGCGAAGCCUGCAGUACCUGUACUUAGAGUACAACGCUAUUAAAGAAAUUGUGCACGGCACCUUUAAGCCCGUCCCCAGUUUGCAUCUGCUCUUUUUAAACAAUAACCUUCUGAGGGCUUUCCCCAGGGACAUCUUUGUAGGGUUGAAUCUGACCAGGCUGAGCUUGCGGAGUAACCGUUUCACAUCCCUGCCUGUGGUUGGAGUCCUAGAGCAACUUAAGUCCUUAAUACAGAUCGAGCUGUACGAGAACCCCUGGGAUUGUACCUGUGAUAUUGUAGGCAUGAAGCACUGGCUGGAGAGGUUUAAUACUGGCACUCUCAUUAAUGGCGUGAUCUGUGAAUCGCCCAAGCAGUUUACAGGGAAAGACCUGAGAGCGAUUAAGUCCGAUUUGAUCUGCCCUGAUUACUCUGAUAUAAUCGUGUCGACCCCGUCCCCUUCCGCUGCCCAGACCACGGAGAGCCCCACCACCGCGGCCACCCCUUUCCAGUACAUGGCGGACACGGGCUCUGUGCCCCUGUCCGUCCUCAUCCUCAGCUUGCUUCUGGUCUUCAUCACGUCCGUGUUCGUCGCCGCCGGCCUCUUCGUGCUGGUGAUGAAGCGGCGCAAAAAGGCACAGAGUGACCGAGCCAGCACCAACAACUCCGACGUGAGCUCUUUCAACCUGCAGUACAGUGUGUACAGCCACAGGUCGGCCCCCAAAGCCAAGAGCCCAGCCAGCCAUGUGUACGAGUACAUCCCUCACCCCCUGGGACACAUGUGUAAGAACCCCAUCUACAGGUCGAGGGAGGGCAACUCAGUGGACGAUUACAGAGAUCUACACGAGCUGAAGGUCACCUACAGAAACCAAGUCGACGAGGAAAGAGAAAACCAGUUGAGGAGCCCCACGUACAGCAUUAGCACCAUAGAGCCCCAGGAAGAGAUCUCCCCAGUGCAAGAUGUAGAUCAUUUCUAUCGUGGGAUUUUAGAACCCGUGAAACAGUCGCCCACUGGGAACAGUAUUGACUAUAAAUUUGGUAGCCCACCAAACUAUAAUUACUCACCAAACUAUGAAAUUAGACGUCAGUAUUUACAUCCAGAAAGGAUGAGGGAGACGGUGCUGUACGGGGCACCCAAUAACGUAUAUGCUGAGCAAAUUAGAAAUGACUAUCUCGAACUGAAAGCAAAGCUUCAUAUUGAGCCGGACUACCUCGAAGUUCUGGAAAAACAGACAACGUGCAGUCAGUUCUAA
Carcharodon carcharias (great white shark) is the source of this 2604-nucleotide messenger RNA. RefSeq names its product SLIT and NTRK-like protein 5 (gene slitrk5). The record is from RefSeq and is a predicted model, not a curated record. Gene Ontology annotation, cellular component: membrane. Gene Ontology annotation, molecular function: protein binding. Gene Ontology annotation, biological process: regulation of presynapse assembly; positive regulation of synapse assembly; axonogenesis. Lineage: Eukaryota; Metazoa; Chordata; Chondrichthyes; Lamniformes; Lamnidae. The coding region runs from base 1 to 2604 and encodes 867 amino acids. The transcript has a single exon.